Anisakis simplex (herring worm) is the source of this 588-nucleotide messenger RNA. The record is from the annotation of a GenBank genome assembly. Lineage: Eukaryota; Metazoa; Nematoda; Chromadorea; Rhabditida; Anisakidae.
AUGUCGUGGCGUGAACGUGAUCUGCAGUAUCAACAACCACCCAGAAGACAGUCGACUGCUGAGUACAAUUUGAACGGUGGUCGAAACGCGUUUCGUAUGGCAAGCGCCUUCAGCGAGGCUUGGGAUGCAGCUGAUGCGAUCGAUGCGACCGAAAUUCUACGGCAGCAUUCAGCGAUGCGAUCGUUCACGGAAUCUGUCGAUUCGGACUUGCCACCCGCACCUGAACUGCCGCAAAGUCUGGACAUCGAUUAUCAAUACCCAACACCGUCGAUGACUGAAAGUGACACUGGCGAUACAAUUGUAGAAGUGGUGCGUCAAUUUAGAUCGAGCAUUAUCUCGAAAGCACCUGAGGACGAUGCUACCACGACGGAUUACGACAAAACGCUGGGUGCAACUCAGAAAUACCCAAUGAUGGUACCUGGACCAGGUCAUGCUGAUGCUGAGCAGGAAAUGCACGAGAGUCUUCUGGCGAAGGAGGAGGAAAGCUCGGAGAGUGAUCUUGAGGUUCGCGAACAACUAAGGAACGUCGAACAAGUUAUCACUGCUGCUGCGCGAAGUAGUGGUGCUCCGAGAAAGGUAACGAGAUAA